Drosophila kikkawai is the source of this 1764-nucleotide messenger RNA. RefSeq names its product Rad17 checkpoint clamp loader component (gene Rad17). NCBI's taxonomy places the organism in Eukaryota, Metazoa, Arthropoda, Insecta, Diptera, Drosophilidae. Gene Ontology annotation, molecular function: chromatin binding; DNA clamp loader activity. The record is from RefSeq and is a predicted model, not a curated record. Gene Ontology annotation, biological process: DNA damage checkpoint signaling; mitotic DNA replication checkpoint signaling; DNA repair.
ACACUGCAAAACAAGAAGAAGAGCAAAAUCUAAAAAUGAGCGCACGAAAGAAAACCUGGGCCAGGAGCGCCUUCAGCGAGAUGAGCCUUUCGGUCAGUCCAGCCACCACAGAAGCCACUCCCGUCAAGCGGAGCAGAACUUCAUCCUAUACGACAACAACAACCCGAGUUUCCAGGUCUCAAACUGGAAAAUCGACGCCAACAGCAAAACCCUUGGUGGAGGAGGACUCCGUGGAUCUGACUGUUCUCUCUGAUAAGGAGGAGGAUUCCCAGGGACCCCCACCGGAAGUCAAGGAAAACUGGAUGGACAGCUUUGCUCCAACAACCAGCGAGGACUUGGCAGUUCAUCCCAAAAAGAUUGCAGAACUUCGCGAUUGGCUGCGACACUGCGUAGCCGUUGGCAAAAAGUUCCCCGCCCAAAUGUGUCUGCUCACGGGACCCACAGGCGCCGGCAAGACAGCCACGCUGCGUGUCCUGGCCAAGGAGUUCGGCUACCAGGUGCAGGAAUGGAUCAAUCCCGUCGACUGUGAGGUGGUCAAUGCUUUGGGUGAUCAAGUCAGCGGCAAUGCCUAUGUGGGUUCACACUUGGAGGCUUUCAAGAGCUUUCUGCUGCGCGCCUCGCGGUAUAAAUCGCUGCUGGAAUCUCAGAAUAAGAGACUGCUGCUUGUAGAGGACUUUCCCAAUGUUUUGCUUGACGAGAAACAGGAUGUCAACUUUGAGGAGUUGCUGGAUGAAUACUCUUCGUAUGGCAAAUCCCCCUUGGUGUUCAUUGUGGCCGAUUCCAAGUCUCGUGGCCUGAACAUCAGCUACCGUCUGUUUCCGGACCAACUAAAGGCAAAACAUCGCAUAGAGCACAUUAGCUUUAAUGCCAUUGCCUCUACGAUUAUGCAAAAGUCUAUGAAAGCCUUCUGUUCCGUGAUGCAGCAGCCGCAGAACAAGGCCCUGUACAAGCUACCCUCGUCCUCUGUUGUGGACUCAAUAGUUGUGGGCGCCCAGGGUGAUGUACGUAAUGCGCUGAUCAAUCUGCAUCUCAGCUCCUUGAAGGGCGUGGCCAAUAUGCCCACCAAGAAACUUGACAUAAGCGUGGCCAGCAAGGGUCGCAAGAAGAAGGCCACGCAGAGUACCCUAAAAUCGAUUGGAAGAGAUGAAUCCAUUACCCUGAUGCAUGCCUUGGGUCGCGUUCUCAAUCCCAAGUUUAAUGAUCAGAAAAUGCUGCUGCACAGCCCCGAGGAAUUAACCGAAUCCUUUAGCACGGAGCCCAGAAACUUUGUUAACUUUGUGCAUGCCAAUUAUCUGCCACAUUUCAAGGACAUCGAGGAGGUGGUAUCUGCCAUAGAUGACUUGGGCCUGGCCGAUGCCCUGCUCAACGAGUAUCGUGAAGGUGCUGUGAGUGUAACGGGUUUGAAUAUUGCCAUUCGUGGUGUAAUGCUGGCCAACAGUGCCCCUGUCAGCGGUUGGAUGCCAGUCAAGGGGCCAAAGCGUAUAAACAUCAAGUCGCUGGCCACUUUGGCGGAACAGAAACUGGUCGGUGUGGGAUAUGCUGGCAUUUCCAGGACACACUAUGCCACUGAAUACAGUUCGUUUGUGAAAAGCAUAGCCAGCAGGCUUUCGGAGGUUAAUUCAAGCCAAAGUAUGGAAUUAAAUUAGAAAAAAUUAAAUAUAAAAAAUUUGCUGAAAGUGUAUUUAAAGAGAGUGAUCUUAGAAUUAAGAGUAAACCUUCAAGAAACAACAAUCAUAAUUCACGAUUCAACAUUUUAUUAACCUA